Molecule: messenger RNA, 4174 nt
Organism: Lacerta agilis (Sand lizard)
Lineage: Eukaryota; Metazoa; Chordata; Lepidosauria; Squamata; Lacertidae
Gene: CGNL1
Product: cingulin like 1
Exons: 19
Coding region: 95-3991 (1298 amino acids)
Cellular component (GO): myosin complex
Source: RefSeq, a predicted model, not a curated record
GGCGCCCCUUGCUGCUGCAGCUUCCCGGGAGGAAGAGGGCCUCUGGACCCCUGGAGGGGAGCUGCCCUAUCCAGUGCUUAAACCCAUGUGAACAAUGGAGUCCUAUGUGGGCAGCUUCAGGCACAUGCAGCAGCAACAGCAGCAGCAACAGCAGCAGGACUGCGGGAUCCACUUCAAGCUUGCAAACAAUGUGCCUCCAAAGGCAAAGAGUGCGCUGAAUGCAAAGGAUGGGUCCUAUGGAGUCAGCAUCCGGGUCCAAGGGAUUGAUGGGCAUCCAUACAUUGUGCUCAACAAUGCAGAGGGGUGUUUGCCUGACAGUCACAUAGCACCUGCAAACGGCCCACAGGUUGCAACCGAGACACUUGAUAGGUCAGUGCUGGACUCCAGUUCUGCUCCUGAACUGGGGAAGAAAACUGGCGAAGAAAGACAGUGUUUGGGAACUUACAGCACGUUGCCAAAUAAGUUUAAAAGCCUGCAGACCAGUGUGGAUGAGGGAGAGAGCAGCACCUUGCCUUUCAAGACUGGGUUCGCCCAGUCGCCCAGUCUGUUGAACUUCCAGAGGCAUCCUGAGCUUCUGCAGCCCUACGAUCCUGAAAAGAACAUCCCGAAUUUGGAAGGCUUUGAGGCUCCCCCAUCCAGUAAAUCCAAAUCUCUUGCAGAUGAAGAGAAACCAGACAGCAAGCCUUGGAGCUCACCAUUGAAGGUUGCUUCAUUAGAUAAAAUGACCCUCCAGUGUGUAGAACUGGCCAAGCCCAAACCAAAAACUGUGGAUUUGACCAUGCCUGCAGUAGGGGAAGACCAAAGCAAGCAGGAGUUGGAAUGCCCCAGCGUUGUUGACACUCCCAAUGGAAUGCAUGGAUCAUGUUCUUCUAGUGAAGGAUCUCCAUCUGCUAUAAGUCCGCCCACCUAUCAGGAAACAAGGAAAUGCAGACCUGAUCUCCUUCCUUUCCGCAGGCAAGAUUCAGCAGGAUCAGUCCUGAAUGGGUCACGGCGGUCGUCGUCAUCAUCAACUACCCCAACUUCUAUUGCUUCCCUGUACAAGUUCUUCCUUGAUGACCAAGAGUAUGCCAUCUAUGCUGACAAUGUUAACAGGCAUGAAAACAGAAGGUAUAUCCCAUUUUUGCCUGGGACUGGUCGCGAUAUUGACACUGGUUCAAUUCCUGCAGUUGAUCAGCUCAUUGAAAAGUUUGACCGGAAGAUGGGUCCUCAGAGAAGAGGCAGGCUGGGAAUCAGGAGCAGGAUUCACCCAGACGACCGUAAGCGGUCAAGGAGCGUCGACAGUGCCCUUCCCUGCGGGCUCAAGGUGAAUUCCAGUUGUUCAGAUGAAUUUAGUCAAAGUUCGGCAACAUCAUCGAAGCAUUUACUACAGCCCUCUAAAGUUUGCCUUCAGAAGGUGUUCUCUCCAGAUCAGAAGUCAGUGUCUUUUGGGGAUCAAGUUUCUCCUCGGUCUGUGGGCAAACUCCAGGCAGCAGCAACAGCAGCGAGAGAUUCUCCCAGCAAGCAUUUCAACUCUUUGCAAUAUCACAAGCAAAGUAAAAUAGUCAGCGAGGGUUCGGCUUAUAAAUCAUCCACGCUUCCAGGCCAGACCAAAAAAAGUGAAAAUAAAAUGGUGACUUCCACUCUCUUGUUACCAAACCGUAUUGCGACUCCGAAACAGCUUGUGAAAUCAUUUGCUUCUGCUUCAGCUGCUCAGGUCACUCCUGAUCUGCUGAAGGGCCAACAGGAACUUGCACAGCAAACCAACGAGGAAACAGCUAAGCAGAUUCUCUACAACUAUCUCAAGGAAGGAAGCAGCGAAAAUGAUGAUGCAACAAAGAGGAAAGUCAACCUGGUAUUUGAGAAAAUCCAGACUCUGAAGUCCAGAGCAGCAGGGAACUCACAGGCCUCUGAUAUGUCUGCUUCAGUCAAGGCGUUGAUGGAACAGACAAAGGAGCUGGAAAAGGAGGUUUCUGAACUACAGAGGAGGCUGGAUUUGGAAGUCAAGAACCAACAGAACAUUACAGAUGAAAGAGAUGCAGCGAAGGCAGAGUUGAGAGUGCUUCAGCAGCAGCUGGAAAAGACCAUAGAAGAUAAAGACACCUUCCGGAAGCAGCUGGAGGAGAGCGAGAAAGACCUCAGGCAGCACCUUGAAGAGCUUUUCCAAGUGAAAAUGGAGCAAGAACAGCAGCAGACUGAGAUCCGGGACUUGCAGGACCAGCUCUCUGAGAUGCACGACGAGCUGGACAACGCGAAGCACGCUGAGGAUGGCGAGAGGGAGAUGCUCCUUGGGGAACUGAUGCAGCUGAAGCAGGAUCUUCAGGCCAUCCUGAGGGUCAAAGAGCAGCAGGAAGACAUCCUGAGGAAGCGAGAGCGCGAGCUGACAGCCUUGAAGGGGGCCCUGAAGGAAGAAGUGUCCAGCCACGACCAGGAGAUAGACCGGCUCAAAGAACAACACAGCCAGGAACUCCAGACUCUGAGAGGGAGUUUGGAAGAAGUUACAGAGAAAAUGGGCUCCCUGUCCAGUGCCAAGGCUGCGGCCGAAAAGAUACAGAGGACGGCGGAAGUUCAAGUGGCCAAGAUGGCGGAGCAGAGCCAGGGGUUGGAAGGAGCCAUUGCAGAGCUGGAGAAGCAAAGCAAAGAACUCCAGCAGGAGCUAGAGAGCAUGAGAGGAGAAGGAGAGAAAAGGGAGGAAAUGAUAAAGAGCUAUGAGAAAGAGAAGCAGCACUUGGAAGAGGCCCUGGCACGUCUGGUAGAGGAAAGGCAAGGACUGGCACUGGCCAAAACCUCUUUGGAAGCCCAGCUGGAGGAUGCACAGAAGGACGUCAACCGGCUGAACCAGGAGCUGCAACAGUUAACUGACCGGCUGAAAGAUGAAGCUAACCAGAAGGAUCAGUUAAAGAGGAUGAAGAGUGAAUUAGAGAAUGAGAGGUGGCAACUGGACAAGACUAUUGAGAAGUUACACAAGGAGAUGGCAGAAAUCAUUGAGGUUUCACGAACAUCGACGCUGGAGCUCCAGAACCAGCUUGAUGAAUACAAGGAGAAGAAUCGCCGGGAGCUUUCCGAGACACACAGGCAGCUGAAAGACAAAAACCUGGAGCUGGAAAAGGCCCACCUGGCAACCCUCAAGAUGCAAGAGGAGAUACAUUUUAUGGAAAAAGAAUUACGAGAUCACCAGAGAGCUCAAGAUGAGGCUAUAACCAAAACACAGCUUUUGGAGCAGACUGUGAAAGCCCUGGAAUAUGAACUGGAGGCCAAAAAUCACUUGAAAGAAGAUCGAGCAAGACAAGACAAGAUCAUGGAGUACAAGAUGUCCCAGCUGGAACUCGAGCUUGAAGAGGAGCGGAACAAUUCAGACAUCUUGUCUGAAAGGAUCAGCAGGUGCAGAGAGCAGAUUGAGCAAAUGCGGAGUGAGCUACUUCAGGAAAGGGCCGCGAGGCAAGACUUGGAGUGUGACAAGAUUUCGCUGGAGAGGCAGAACAAAGACCUGAAAAGCCGGAUCUUUCACCUUGAAGGUUCUUACCAGUCCAGCAAAGAAGGGCUUCUGGUUCAGAUGGAAACCAGGAUCAUGGAACUGGAGGAGCGGCUGGAGAAUGAAGAGAGGGAUCGGGCUAACCUCCAGCUGAGCAACCGCCGGCUUGAAAAGAAAGUUAAGGAGGUCAUGAUGCAGGUGGACGAUGAGCAUCUCUCUCUGACAGAUCAGAAGGACCAGCUGAGCUUGCGUUUGAAAGCAAUGAAACGCCAGGUGGAGGGAGCAGAAGAAGAAAUAGAUAGGCUUGAGAGCACCAAGAAAAAGCUUCAGAGGGAGCUGGAAGAGCAAGUUGACUUGAAUGACCAACUGCAAGGGCAGCUGAAUGCAAUCAAAAAGGAACUCAGCAGGCACAAAAAGACCUCUAGUAAAAUGCUGAAUGACCUUGAUGACGACGACGACGACGACUUCAGCACUGAUGGGGAGAGCCUUUAUGAAGCACCUUCAGGAUUUAAAUUCUCAAAGGACGAUGAUCUCAAAAGCUAAAAAUUCCGCUGUUCCAUGAGUUGUGGAUGUUCAGCCUUCAUUGUUGAAAAGCAGUGAGCUACAAACUCUGGAAGCCAAUGGCCGCAGGAAUAUUGGUGCUGGUUGGCAUUUAUAUAUCUCUCUACAGUGUGCCAUUUUCAGACUUGAGAUAUUUCAGAAAUAAACAACCUAAAACACAAAGGA